AUGCAGUGGUGCAGGUGGGCUGACAGCUGGAGAUCUCACCUGCAAAGACCGGUAGGAGGCGCAUCUACAAGAAUCAAAGUAAAGGUGGAACAGAGGGCAGAUAGAGUCAAAGUCCAAAGGGGAGAAACACAGACUUCACUCUUCUCAGAUUUCACGAAGGUGGUUGAAAUUGAAGUAAAGUCAAGAGCAGGAGGAAGAACAAUACCUUUGAAUUACAGUUGUCGUUUUGGAGAAAAAGGGUCAAGUCCUCACUAUGGGAUUAGAGUGGUAAUUUUGAGCGUUUCUUUUUUUUUUUUUUUGGUCUUGAUUGCUGCAGAGCAUGUGGAUAAAAGCAUGAGAGUGACAAAAGGAGCAUCUGGUUGGAUUAAAUAUCAUAUUUAAUAUUGAGACCAAUUAUAAUUGUGUGUAUCCUUAACACUGGCUGGUACACCCUUACCUGUGAAUCAUACAUACUCACACAGAACAGCAUGAACUGCUAUACAACAGCUGAUAUAAACCUGAUUUGCCCCUCAUUCUGACGGGGCUGUGACAGUAGCUUCUGUAAACAGUCUGACAUGUUAUUGACACAACUUGGAAGGAACCUGUUGUUUUGCAUCAAGACACAGAGGUGUUGGAUCUGCUUUUUAAGCCUCAAGUGUGUUUCUGUAUUUUCCUUCCUUCACCAUGCAGUCUGCAGAGUCAGAGACAGAGGAGUCUUUUGACUUUCUCUUUAAAAUUAUUCUGGUCGGGGACACAGACGUGGGGAAGACCUGUAUGGUCCAGAGCUUCAAGUCUGGUAUAUUCAUCGAGAAGCAGCAGAACACAGUAGGGGUGGACUUUACUGUUCGCACGUUGGACAUUGAUGGCAAGAAAGUGAAGGUAGGUUUGCUUUUGUCUCUGUUGGUCAAUUUGAAAUGAUUCUCUGUUCAUUUCAGCUCAUAUUUUGUUAAUUUUUCAAGCUUCUUGCCCUUAAUAAUAAUAAAAAAUGUUUAUCAUUUUAUUGAGCAACAAAAAUAUUUAAAAAACAGUCUCUGUACGUAUGUCAUGUAUUAAGUAUGGUUCAGUGCUAUUCCACAGCAGAAAAAGCAGUAAGAGAUGAUACCAUCUGUUUGUAAGGUGUUUACUUCUUAACCGCUUGCAUGUUUUUUCAUGAUAAUUAGACUGAAGUUCUGUAAACACACGCCUUGUUUAGAAAUGACUGAUCACUUUCACAGCUGAUUGCAGAAUUAGUUAAGUUGUGUCUUACGUAUACAUAACUCUCCUUUGUAUCCAUCUGUUUGUUGUGUUGUUGUUGCAGAUGCAGGUGUGGGACACAGCUGGACAGGAGCGUUUCCGCACUAUAACUCAAAGCUACUACCGUAGCGCCCAUGGGGCCAUGGUAGCCUAUGACAUCACUCGGCGCUCCACCUUUGAGUCUGUUUCCCACUGGAUCAGGGAGGUGGAGCAGUUAGGAGCUGCAGGCAUGGUGCUGAUCCUGAUUGGUAUGCAAAAUAAGAACAAAUUUUAACAGUUUUAAUGUUUGACAGUACAAACUUCAUCCACUGGCUGGAGGUGUAGCAAUGAAAAGUAACUCUGAGACACACUUAAAUAGUGGUUUUAAUAGUGGUUUUACUAUGCAUUUAAAAAUUAAAACCAUAUGAUAUUACAAUAGUUUACUCACAUUACUAGUUUUGUACAUACUGGAUUAAGUGACUCAGCAGCUUACUGUAUCUAGUACAGAUUACUGUCAAGUUUGUGUUUUUGAUGACAACGGCUGGGCUUCUCAACCAUUUAUCUGUCACCUUGAAGCUAACUACCUAUUUUAGCUUUACUGCCUUUUUUACUUUCCUGAUGUAGCGUUCAGUUAAAGCAAAAUCGGUUAUAUCCAUAAACAAAGUGCAGAACACUGAAUACAAUAUUUACUGUAUAGACAAGUUCAUCAAUAUUUUAUUUUGUUGAGAGUAUGGUAGAGGUAGUUCUAUUGGAUAUUGUGGUAGAGGACCAACCUCAAGACACUAACUCAUCUCCUAAUUGUGCGUUAAUAUUUGCCUGCAUGUAUUGAAAGGGAUAAACCAGGCUAUGUGACACAUAAUGAAUUGGCUACUAAUAGUAAGUAAAACUACCAUAAAAUCAUAAAAAAACCACAUUUAUUUGGGUAUUUUUUCCUUUAAAAUAACAGUUUCAAAAUAACUUUGGUGAUACACUCAUUUGUACUUACAAAACUCCCCCUUUACUGUGCAACUAUGAUUAAGCCAGUUUAACCUCCAGGGAAAAGAAAAGUGCCGCUAUCUGCACUGCAAACCCCAGAGGCAAAGCAGAAGUUGUAAAAAAGUAAACCUUUAACUGGCUUUUCCUGUUGGCAAGUUAAUUCUAGUCCAAAUGGUGGGAGAGGAAGACCUCUAACAAAACUAUUUCUAAUGUUUCUCUUUACCUUAUUUUUUUCUCUCUUUUAUUUAAGUCAUCUUUUGAGCUUUUCCGUAUUCCCGACAGCAAACUGACUAAUUUGGAUUUUUCACUAUUGGUCAGCAUAAUAAGUAUUAUGUUUGAUGGCCUCUGAUAAAAUCCAAGAGGCAUUUUUCACAAUUUAAAAAACUUUGGAUAAAUGUGUUUUGAUGAGAAAGUUGACAAUAUAGAAAUAUAUGACUUAAAUGAUGAAUUCUAACUUGCUUUUCUUGUUUAGUAAUCAGAUUUUAAGUGUUUCCCCUUAAACAACAAUCAUCUGUUGGUAAAUUGGUAGCUACACCUUGAGACUUCAAGUAUCUGUUUUGUGUUGUUGCUUUGCCUCUGCCUGUUUUGUGCUUUGUGUUUUGUUUGCAUUGAACAUCUCUAGAGGCUGUAUCUUAUAAAGAAUCUCCAAAAUCUCUAUAAUUGAGUCCAAACACUUUCUGCUUUGUUCAUACCUUCAGGUAACAAGUCAGACCUUCAGGACAAGCGGCAGGUGUUGUUCGAAGACGCGUGUACUCUUGCCGAAAACAAUGGCGUGUUAGCUGCUGUGGAAACAUCAGCCAAGGAGGCUCAGAAUGUGGAGGCAGCCUUCGUCAUCAUGGCCCGGGAGCUGCUGGCUCGUAACAUGAUCAUCGCAGAUGAAGUCCCUCAAGAGUCAGCUCAGUUUAUGUUGAACAGCAGCACCCCUGGAGCCAGCAGCACUGAGACUCCAGUUAAGAGGUGCUGGUGCUGA
Xyrichtys novacula (pearly razorfish) is the source of this 3136-nucleotide messenger RNA. The record is from the annotation of a GenBank genome assembly. Lineage: Eukaryota; Metazoa; Chordata; Actinopteri; Labriformes; Labridae.